Molecule: messenger RNA, 672 nt
Organism: Euleptes europaea (tarantolino)
Lineage: Eukaryota; Metazoa; Chordata; Lepidosauria; Squamata; Sphaerodactylidae
Gene: RAB1A
Product: RAB1A, member RAS oncogene family
Exons: 6
Coding region: 46-660 (204 amino acids)
Molecular function (GO): GTPase activity; GTP binding
Source: RefSeq, a predicted model, not a curated record
GGAGCGAGCUCGCCCUCCACAGGCCGCCGCCGGGCCCCCGCUGACAUGUCCAGCAUGAAUCCCGAAUAUGACUAUUUAUUCAAGCUGCUUCUGAUUGGAGAUUCCGGCGUCGGGAAAUCUUGCCUCCUCCUUAGGUUUGCAGACGAUACCUACACAGAAAGCUACAUCAGCACGAUCGGCGUGGACUUCAAAAUCAGAACUAUAGAGCUAGAUGGGAAAACGAUCAAGCUUCAGAUAUGGGACACGGCAGGGCAAGAAAGAUUUCGCACAAUCACUUCUAGUUACUACAGAGGAGCUCAUGGCAUUAUAGUGGUGUAUGAUGUUACGGAUCAGGAGUCUUUCAACAAUGUAAAACAGUGGCUGCAAGAAAUAGACCGUUACGCCAGCGAAAACGUGAACAAGUUGUUGGUAGGGAACAAGUGCGACCUGACCACGAAGAAAGUCGUAGACUACACAACAGCGAAGGAAUUUGCAGAUUCCCUUGGGAUUCCCUUUUUGGAAACCAGCGCAAAGAACGCCACAAAUGUAGAACAGUCUUUCAUGACCAUGGCCGCUGAGAUCAAAAAGCGGAUGGGCCCUGGAGCGACAGCCGGCGGUGCCGAGAAGUCCGUGAAAAUCCAGAGCACUCCAGUCAAGCAGACCGGCGGAGGUUGCUGCUAAAACCCACCUCCC